Synchytrium microbalum is the source of this 837-nucleotide messenger RNA. RefSeq lists its product as uncharacterized. The coding region runs from base 1 to 837 and encodes 278 amino acids. The transcript has 8 exons. Gene Ontology annotation, molecular function: protein binding; fatty-acyl-CoA binding. The record is from RefSeq and is a predicted model, not a curated record. Lineage: Eukaryota; Fungi; Chytridiomycota; Chytridiomycetes; Synchytriales; Synchytriaceae.
AUGGACCCAGCAGAACUUGAAGAGACCUUCCAACGAGCUGCUGAAGCUGUAAAGUCGGUCAAAAACCUGCCCAAUUCCAAAUUGCUGGAUCUUUAUGGCCUAUACAAGCUCGCAACCGUUGGAGCAUGUAAUGUGUCGAGACCUGGAAUGUUGGAUUUCGCUGGACGUGCAAAGUGGGAUGCUUGGAAUUCACUAGGUGAUUUGGGUCGUCAUGAAGCAAUGCAGCAAUAUAUAGAGCUUGUCGAGUCUAUAUCGUCUUGGAAACGUGAUGAUCAAGAGGCCAAACCGGAGUCGCAUCAAAACUCUGAACACGACGUGUACACAAGUCAGCCUGGAGAUGGUGGCUUGUCAAUGAGUGUAUCUAUUAUGGAACGAGAACAAGACAUAUUCGUCAAAGAUGAAGACAAGACAGUCUUCCAAUUCGCAGAAGAAGGAAACAUUACACAAAUCCUUGAUCGAAUAAACAGUGGUAAAGUUGAUGUUAAUGAUGUUGAUGAACAGGGGGCUACAUUACUACACUGGGCAUCAGAUAGGGGACACAUAGAUCUAGUAACGAACUUACUGGACGUGGGCGCGAUAAUAGAAUCAGAAGAUCAAGAUGCUGCUACUGCAUUGCAUUACGCCGUACUAGCAGACCGUGAAGACGUAAUCAAGAUACUCGUAUCACGAGGGGCUAGUAUAACGCAUCAAGACAUUGACGAUCAAUCACCAUACGAUGUGGCUUCAGAACCUAUCCAAAAAAUCAUGGUUGACGAGUUUGAUAAGAGGAAUGGUGUUGGGAGCAGCAAGUGGGUCCUUGCAAUGGAUGAAGAACGCACAGAGGAAGGCACAUCAUAA